Molecule: messenger RNA, 2211 nt
Organism: Zootermopsis nevadensis
Lineage: Eukaryota; Metazoa; Arthropoda; Insecta; Blattodea; Termopsidae
Gene: nSyb
Product: neuronal Synaptobrevin
Biological process (GO): vesicle-mediated transport
Cellular component (GO): membrane
Source: RefSeq, a predicted model, not a curated record
ACGCGCUAAAAGUCGGAAUGAUUACGCAUGCGCGAUAUCUCGUAGGAAGUCGAUAGUUUUGCAGACCAAAGACUGGAAUUGUCAAUACUAGGAGUCGGGAUAUUCAGGCAGGCAAAGAUUUACAGUUUUCAAGCAAGAGUCAUACUGAAUCAUGUCUGGUGAAGGUGGUCCUGGCGCUGGCAGCCUACAGCCUGGAGAGGAUGGAGCUGUUGCUGGGGGCCCCCGGACCCCACAGCAGAUUGCAGCUCAGAAGAGAUUACAGCAGACGCAGGCACAAGUCGAUGAAGUAGUGGACAUCAUGAAGACAAAUGUUGAGAAGGUGCUCGAGAGGGACCAGAAGCUGUCGGAGCUGGACGAUCGGGCAGAUGCCCUGCAGCAGGGGGCAUCACAGUUUGAGCAGCAGGCUGGAAAACUUAAGAGGAAAUUCUGGCUGCAGAAUCUCAAGAUGAUGAUCAUUAUGGGAGUGAUCGGUCUGGUAAUAUUAGCCAUCAUUGUAGUCAAGUUCAUGCCUGAGUCGAGUCCGGCCAGUCAGCCCUCACAGAAUUAUCAACAGCUGCUACCUGCACAUGCUGUAACUGCCCCUGCCCCUAGCGCUGUGGAUACCAAAUCUUUAGCCUAAACUGUAUAGUGCUGUGUCUGUUGUCAACCUCUUGGCAUCAUGCCCCAAACCCAAGAGUGAAUUUGAGGCUCUCAUGCACUGAAAAUUAGCUUACAACAUAUACAUUAGAAUACUGAUGUCAACAGGUUGAGAGACAUCUGUCUUAUUUUUGGAAAGGAGCAAGCACUACAGUUUGGGUUCCUCAGUUUAUGCAAUAGACCUCUCUCUCUCUCUCUCUUUCUACAAAGCCUUGUAAUACAUGUUUGUGCAUUUUGUUCUCACUGCAACCAACUCCACCUGGGUUCACAAAUGGCAUGACACUACUCUAAAAAGCAAAAUUAUCUCUUGCAAAUCGGUAAAUGUAGCAUGAGGAACCAACUAAUGGAACACCAAACACAUGAAUGAGGUUAUCAGUAAUAUUCAGGAAAGUUUUGUUUGGUUGGGCUGCAGAGCACGGUCUCCUGUACAGAAAACUUUGUUACUUAAUUGGUGUGAAUUAAAUAGCUGGCAUUCAACAAAUAUCGUUUUGCUGUUGUUUUCAGGUAGCCUCAUAUCUUAUUGAAUCUCUACUCAAAAAGAACACAGUUUUAUAAAUAAAGUAGUUUUCCUUAUUUGUGUAGCUUGUCACAUGCAUCUAUAAGACUGCUCAGCUUGUAGUAGUAUUUCUCUUUUAUUUGUCUCUUAAUUGAUGUAUGUAUAUAUCAGAGAAACGUACAAGUGAAAUAUGUUGGCAGCACUUCAUUUUCCACAAUUUGUUGACAAUAUUGUCUGCCCUAUCCCUGUAAAAUAGCUGCAUCUCCAAGUAAGGCAAGACAAGAAGAAAACACCAAAAUAAUUUUUGUUUGUUUUCACUGCACUCGAAUGUCUUACUUCCCCGGGGGAUGCGUGUUGCUCGAGGGUGGGGCACAUGCCACCUGUAUCCAGGGGUUGCAGGUCUGAGAUUGUCUGAUAAUGGUCUGUCUCAUGGCAAAGGCUUGAAGAGGAACAUCUUCAGUCACAGUUAGGCUUCUGCUUUUGAGAUUGUUGCAGUAUAUUGGGAUUAACUUUGUGUAAGUUAUAGCAUUCCCCCAGCCACUGAAGCAGAUCAUAUUUCAAGAACAAACAAUAACAUAAAUUAUACUGUUGAUUCAAACACCCACCGACUGGGGGUCCUGAACAAUCUGGCUUAUGUAUUGGUUUAUUCUUGUGAUACACUUGGGUAAGGCCUAUGUAACUUAGCAACCCUUGGAUUAAUAUUUGUUAGAUGUGAACUGUACAGUUCCUGCACUCACCAAGAUGAUUUUGAUUUUUAUUCCCGUGCUUGUUGUUCAUUUAAGGGAAUAAAUUUAUGUGUUGAAAUAUAAGUAUUUGUUUAAGGGAACAACACUGUGGCCACGCUAUAUUUAUCAUUAUAAUUAUUGUGAACAUUCUCAUGGAUUCACAUAAGAAAUAUUUGCCCAUGGUACAAUGAUGUUUAUUAAACUCUUUCUUUUUCCUCUAUAUUAUCAAUAUAUAUGUAAUAUUUGUGUAUAGAAGAAAUGUGGAAUCAUGAAAUGUAAAGUUAAUACCGAUAUUAUGAACAUAUUACUAGAACAUUGUAAAGUUUAAUGGGUAUAAAUAUUAAAUACAACAUU